This is a messenger RNA of Anopheles merus, 1178 nucleotides long. Its product is annotated as gamma-glutamylcyclotransferase-like. The transcript is spliced from 4 exons. Bases 257 to 877 code for a protein of 206 amino acids. Lineage: Eukaryota; Metazoa; Arthropoda; Insecta; Diptera; Culicidae. Gene Ontology annotation, molecular function: gamma-glutamylcyclotransferase activity. The record is from RefSeq and is a predicted model, not a curated record.
GAAACCGGGUUCAAAAGGGUUACGAGCAGAAUUCAGAUCAAGUUAUUUUGCUGUGUAAUAAGAAAAAUACGCAAAAUAUAAGGGUUCUCCGCAGCAGUUGGGUUGUUAGCAACAUGCUUCAGUAAGCAUCACGAGCUACUUUGAGAACCGACCAUUUUAAGGGACGGAAUAGGUUACCCGGCUUACCAUCAUCUCAACUGGAAUUUAUAGCGGACAGUGACAACCCGAAUUUUUCAGGUAUCAACAAAUCAAAAGAAUGAACUGUAAAACUAGUAUUGAAGCCAUCUUUAUCCUGGGGUUCUUAUCUGCUUGUUUGAUUGACGUGGUCAUGGCUACCGGAACGUUCUACUAUUUUGCGUAUGGCAGUAAUUUAUUAGCUAAACGAAUUCACAUACAAAAUCCAACUGCAGUUCGCAAAGGUUUCGGUUAUUUGAAGGAUUACAGUUUGGAUUUUUUCCAUUACGCAGCGCGAUGGCGAGGAGCUCCGGCAACAAUAGUGGAGCAGGAAGGGAAAACAGUUUGGGGUGCCAUAUGGGAGAUAGACAACAGCAAUUUAGCCGAUUUAGAUCGACAGGAAGGGGUGCACAAUAGCGUUUACAAACCUUUAACACUUCCCGUAGUGUUACCAACUGGAGAUACUCUGGACUGUCGCGUCUAUCAGCUGGUUCGCAACCCCUGCUGCUUGGCACCAGAUGCCGAAGAUAGACCCUACGAAAGGCAACCUUCCAAAACAUACAUGAAUAUCAUCGUCAACGGUGCCAAAGAAUCGGGACUUCCGGACGAUUAUGUUUCGUUGUUGAAAAGAAUUAAACAUAACGGGAACACUGGCGACCCACAGCUUUCUCUGGAGUUGGAAAAGCCUAUUGAAGAUCUAUAAAAAAUUGAAAAUAUUGCAUAUUAGGAAUCAAACGAAAUUUAUCCACAUACAUGAACUAAAUUUUUGCUUGUGAUUGUUGGUCGCUCAUCAGUUUUUGCUUCUGAGCACUGAUGAUUGCUGUUUAUUAGUUACAACCGUUGACGCUAUAAGCAUUAGUUCGCAUCACUUUGGUUAGCAGGAAAGGCGCGAUUGUUGCAGGACAAAUAUUGUGUAUGUAAAAAGUGUUAGCCGGUCUCAUGGUACAGUCGUCAACUCGUACGACUUAACAACAUGCCCGUCAUGGGUUCAAGCCCCAAAUAGA